Molecule: messenger RNA, 1554 nt
Organism: Ochlerotatus camptorhynchus
Lineage: Eukaryota; Metazoa; Arthropoda; Insecta; Diptera; Culicidae
Exons: 1
Coding region: 1-1554 (517 amino acids)
Biological process (GO): DNA integration
Molecular function (GO): nucleic acid binding
Source: RefSeq, a predicted model, not a curated record
AUGCUCCGCUUCUGUGCUAACUGUUCCGGAAAGGUGCGUGGAGAUCCAACAGAAGCCGGUGAAUAUUUGUCUCAGGAAGAGCUGCAGUCCGCGGAGGAAACACUCUUUCGCUGGAUACAAAUGGAAACGUACCCCGACGAAAUGAUCGCAGUCGAAGAACAGCAUCAACGAUUUCCGGAACAAGCCCCCAGACUCGAGAGAACCAGUCCACUUUGCAAGUUGUCUCCGAUGUUGGACGAGGCAGGAAUGCUGCGGAUGGAUGGGCGUAUUGGUGCCGCUCAUUAUGCACCGUACGCCGCUAGAUUUCCGGUUAUUCUGCCGAAAAACCACUACGUCACCGGCCUUAUCUUGAACUGGUAUCAUCGACAAUACGGUCACGGCAACUCUGAGACUGUGGUGAACGAGGUGAGACAGAGGUUUCAUGUCUCCAGUUUGCGGAAUGCGGUCCGGAAAGUAGCAAAGACGUGCAAAUGGUGCGUCGUUCGAAAGGCAACUCCUCAACCUCCUCGUAUGGCAUCGCUUCCAGAAUGCAGGCUAGCAGCGUACAUUCGACCGUUCACCUUCGUGGGUGUGGAUUAUUGUGGACCGUUCCUUAUCCGGAUUGGCAGAGCAAGUGCCAAGAGAUGGGUGGCUCUGUUUGUUUGCCAGACGGUACGAGCCAUCCACCUUGAAGUAGCGAACUCAUUGUCUACAGAAUCCUGCAAAAUGGCGGUGAGGCGGUUUAUUGCUCGCAGAGGUGCUCCGCAAGAGAUCUAUAGUGAUCAGGGCACGAACUUUCAAGGUGCAAGCAACGAUUUGAAGCGGGAGAUAGCACAAAUCAACAUUUCAUUGGCCAAUACCUUCACCAAUCGGAAUACGUCGUGGCGGUUCAAUCCACCGUCAGCCCCACACAUGGGUGGAUCGUGGGAACGCUUAGUUCGGUCCGUCAAGGUCGGUCUAGGCACUCUCUCUACCUCCAGGAACCCGGACGAGGAAUCCUUUUGCACUAUAUUGGUCGAAGUAGAAGCGAUGGUCAACUCCAGGCCAUUGACGUACGUUCCCGUGAGCGCAGAACAUGAGGAAGCUCUGACUCCCAACCAUUUUCUGAUGUUGAGUUCCAGUGGUGUCGUACAACCAGCAAAGCAGCCUGUGGACGUUGCAACUACACUCCGAACCAACUGGGGACACGUUCAGGCUUGUUUGGACAGGUUUUGGACAAGGUGGAUUAGGGAAUACCUCCCUACCCUCAGUCGCCGCACAAAGUGGUUCAUCGAAGUCAAACCAGUGCAAGCGGGAGAUUUGGUGAUCGUCAUGGAUGAAGCUAUACGGAACAGCUGGAUUCGUGGCAGGGUCCUCAAGACACAUCCAGGGAAAGAUGGAAGGAUUCGAAGCGUUGAUGUGAAGACAGGCAGUGGCGUGUUCCGGCGACCAGUAACAAAGCUGGCAGUGUUGGACGUGAUGGAUGGAGGUAUAGCUGAUGGAAGUCUGCAGCAAUACGGGUCGGGGGAUGUUCGCGACAGUCCUCACCUUGCAGGCACACACCUUGCACCGUCGAUCCGUAACGUUAGGCAUUGA